AUGGGUAAAUACAGCUCCGAUUCUGACGACGAUAGACGAAAGAAAUACAAGUCUUCCAAGAAACGCGACAGGCGGAGCAGAAGCCGGGAACGACGUAAAAGGUCGCGUUCCCGGGAACGGAAACGAAGUCGAUCAAGGAGUAGCAGUUAUGACGACUACAGAAGGAGCAGGUUUGGAAUUCUGGAACCAACACAUUUUUCUGUCGCGUUUCUUUGUUUCCCUGGUAAAUAAGAGACUAAUUUAUGAUCGUCUGCUUUUCCUUCUUGAUAAAAAAAAAUCAGAUCAAGUCGAAAAGGUGAGUAGUUGCCGUAUAAACUUUUUACGUCUGACAACUAAUUAUGAAGCACUGAUCUGAAAUAGUAGAAGAGGGUUGUCAAAAAGAUUUCAAGUAGCAGGAGAAUAAGGGAAAGAAGCCAGCACGCUGACUCGUCUCCAGUCGUCUCUCAUUCUUAGUAUUUGGUUUGGAAGACUAAGCGCUUCCCUAGUAAAUAAUAGGCUGAUUUAGCAACAGAACGGGAAAGUCAGUUGACGACGGCAUGCACAAUUCAAACAACUGGCUUGACUAAGUCAGCCCAAUAGGCCGAUUUAGCAACAGAAUGAAUGACGAUGGGAAAGUGCGCAGAAAGGACUGAACGUGGCUUCCGGUGCCCAAUUUGCAGCUCUGCCAUGGGUCAAGUCAGUUGUUUGAUUUGCGCGGGCUGUCAUCAAUUGACAUUCCCGUUCUGUUGCUAAAUCAGCUUAGUUAAUGAGUAGAGACAACUUGGAGACAACUGGGGACAAGUCAGGCCUGCCGGGAGCCAGAGGCCCCCUACCAGGCCAGGAGUCUGGGGGCCGCACACCAUUCGGGAUAAUAUCCCUAGUGAUAUGUGUUUCCCUUGUAGGGGAACACAUAUGACUUGAGAAUAUGUGUUUCUGGUUAGGGGAACACAUAUCACUAUUGACGUGUGUUUCCUGGGUAAGGGAAUGCUAUCAUUAGGGAUAAGUAGUAUGUGUUCCUAGGGAGGGGAAGCACAUUUCACUUGGGAUAUGUAAUUUUGGGGUAGGGGAACAAAUAUCAUUAGAAAUAUGUGUUCCUGGGGUAGGGGAACACACAUCACUAGGGAUAUGAGUUCCCCUACCCAUGAAACACAUAUCAAGUGAUAUGUGUUCCCCCACCUGGGAAAGAUGCCUCUUUAGUGAUAUGUGUUCCCCUACCCAGGUAACAUAUAUCCGUAAUAACAAUAAUAAUAAAAUAUUUAUAUAGCGCUUAUACUUUUCAGUUCUAAGCGCUUUACAUUACUUAAAAAGGUCUGAAUAAAAAAUAAAAAUCCUAAAAUCAUUACAUAUAUACAUAUAUAUAUAGUCACAAAAAUACAAAAUAAAAAAACCUAAGAUAGUUCGUAAACUCGUUUAAAAAGAAAGGUCUUCAAUUUAGAUUUAAACUUAUUUACAUCAUCGAUCGAUCUAAUGUCAACAGGCAAAUCCCUAGUGAUCCCUAGUGAUAUGUGUUCCCCUACUGGGGAAACAUAUAUCCCUAGUGAUAUGUGUUUCCUGGGUAGGGGAAUACAUAUCACUAGGGAUAUGUAAUAUGUGUUCCUAGGGAGGAUAUGUAAUUUGGGGUAGGGGAACAAAUAUCAUUAGAAAUAUGUGUUCCUGGGGUAGGGGAACACACAUCACUAGGGAUAUGAGUUACCCUACCCAUGAAACUCAUAUCACUAGUGAUAUGUGUACCCCUACCCAGGAAAGGUCUUCCCCUACACGGGAAACAUAUAUCCCUAAUGAUAUGUGUUCCCCUACUCAGGAAACAAUCCCUAGUGAUAUGUGUUCCCCUAACUGGGAAACAUAUAUCCCUAGUGAUAUGUGUUCCCCUACCAACAAUAACAUAUAGUUGCUGCUAUAUUUUAAAACUGUCUUAGUUGGGAUUUGUGGAUUAAAGAAUGAGGUAUAUUACAUUAUAGCAUGCUUGUUUCUGUUCAUGUGGAUUAUAGAACCGAGUUUGUUACAUGUAUAGCACUGCAGACCACAGUGGCAGGAGUUGUUGAAGAAUAUUUUAGUAGCCGGGUAUUCUUAGUUUAGCCAUGACGAGUGCAGUGAGGUAGACAAUACCACUGGCAAAACUUUCCCUAGUAUUUUUGAACAGUAAUUUGGUUUUUUUCACAUCCCCUUCGAUUUCACUAAUGAAAGAAAGAGGAAGGAGGCAAGGCUUUUAAACCUUCACCCUAGUGAUCCGAUUAUCUUAAUUGAGACUAGGUCUUAACUUACAGCCAGUGUGAUCUUACCAAGACCCUGCAGGUUUGUGGUUCGGCCGGGGUUUGUACCUUUGUCCUCCUGCGCUGCAAACCGGAACUCUUCCCUACUGAGCUAACCAAGCAGCAGUUAUUGCAGAUUAGUAAUCAAGUUUUGUCAACUGCUCCCUGUCAACCACAAUAUUUUUGUAUUCUUUUCAGAUCGCAGGUACAGCCGAUCAAGCAGUAGCAGAAGCAGUAGUUAUUCAAGUGAUGAAGAAAGAAGAAGAAGUAGGAAAGAUAAAAAGUGAGGGGUGCCUCAUAUUAUUAUGUUGCAGUUCAAUUUUAUUUUUGCAUCGAGUGUUCUUUUUCUUUAUUUUUAUGUCUGGUGAUUGAUGAUAUCAAAGAAAACAAGGAAAACAAUUCAUCCAAGAAGGAUAAAAUUUAACCAACACAUAUGUUAUUUCAAUGAUUUUAUUGGAUGGUUCAGCAUGUAGUAUCAAGGGACAUUUUAACAAGUCACCCUGUACUUUGGUGAGGUGACAGGGCAAGUCAAAUGACGCAGAAUACUACACACUAAUGCCCCAUUCGCACCAAGUAGAGAUGUUUCAUCAAACCAGGUUUUAAAAAACAAAAAACAGACAUGGAAAACUCGAACACAGGUCUUCACACAGGAUUCAAAUGAAAUUCAACAUGUUUUGCAAUUUGCAAAGCCUUAUGUCCAUGUGAUCACCAUGCGUGCAAUAGCUGAAUAUAAAAAGUACAGAAAGCUGAAUGAGCAAAGCAAUGUAGUGAUUAGUCAUGCACAUGAAACCAGGUCAGCCUUUUAACUCCCAGAGGUAACCAAAGUCAAAGGUAUUCAACUAAAGUUGAAAAUUUCAUUUCAGUGAAAUGAAAUUUUACCAAAGGAAUGGUAACACCAUAUGAUUUCAUCAACACACAAAAAUAAUUAGAACCACCUUGUACAACACUUCAUCGUUCACUCUGGGUAUAAAAGAAUUCAAAGAAGACAAUGACAGGAAAUUGUUUCCAUAUGAAUUCUGCACCUUUUUUUUCAUUGACCGUAAUGAUUCCAGCUAUCACAUAGGAAAGUGGCUAAACUUGAGAAAUUUCUGUAUAAGAGAGAUGUCAACUAUAAGGAGUAAAGAAAGGCAGAGACCAACCCUUGGUGUCCAUCUAAAAGAGAUAUGCCCAUCUUAUAGAGUGUCAACUAAAAGGAGUAAAUAAAGACAGGGACCAACUCUAGGUGUCCAUUUAAGAGAGAUGUCCGUCUUAUAGAAAGUCUACUAAAGGGGGUAAAGGAAGGCAGGGACCAAUUUUAUUUUUGGUGUCCAUCGUAGAUAGAUGUCUGACUUAUAGUCAGAGUCAACUAAAUGAGUAAAGAAAGCCAGGGAUCAUCUUUAGAAGUCCAUCUUAUAGAAGUGUCUAUCAAAAGAGAGUUGACUGUUUUUCCCUGGUUGCACGAUAGCAGAAGUAUGCCUUACUCUCAUUCAUUUUGUAUUCUUUGUUGGCAAAAGUAAAGGGCAUGGUAAAAUGCUGUUACAAUGACAAAAUUCUGAUGAUGAUCCAAGUGCUGGAAAGUGCUAAUAAAGUGAUAUUCAGUUCAACAUUAUCAUUAUUAUUUUUACAGGAGUUCAACCUCAAGUUCCCAGGUAAGCUUUAAAGGAGCCAGUCCAGCUUUAAUUGUCUAACAGUUGAAAAUCAUACAACAUGACAUAUUAUUAAAAGGCAAAUGUGAGAUUCCUAUUGGCAAUAAUUACAAUCAUGAAUAAAACUUUUGAACAAGUAAUGCAAAGCAUCAUUUUUUUUAUUGAUGAAAUACUAUUGGCCGGCUUGAUCAACUGGAUUGAAUCAAACUGUUACCUUAUCCCAAGCCCUCUGAUCAGAUCUGGCCUGAUCCAGGUUUUGUUUAUGCCUUCUGCAUUUCUUUACGUCUUCUCCUUUAUCCUAGUAGUACUUUAAGUGAAUAUUUUUAUCAUUACAUUACAUUUGUAAAUUUACUUCAAUUUUUGUGUUUUGGAAUUUAGGCUUCAAGAGAACAAACCAAAAAGAAGAUGAAGAAAGCUCUUGCCAAAGCAGGUAUUCGUCAGUUUUCUUGCAUUGGUUUGAUCUUUUUUUGAGAUACAGUUAAUGUUGAAAUAUCUGUCGCAGACACUGCACUAAGAGCUUGUUGACUGAAACACAAUAAUAUUUUUUUAUUUUUUUUUUCAGAAUCUAAAGAUGAAGUCUUGAAAAGAGAUAAAGCAACCAAAGAAUUGAGUAUGUUUCCUUUCUUACCAUGUUUUUUUUUUCCCUAGAGUGUUUUGAUCAAUCGUUUCACCCCCAGAAAUGCCAAAGUCAAAAUAUUGUAAAGUUUAGAAAAAUAAAUACUGUAAACUGCUGCUUAUACAGGGGCGGAUCUAGGGGGAGGGUACAGGGGGUGUGCACCCCCCUACCUGAGAUGACCUGCAGUUUUCUAAUACAACUGGUAUUCUGCGAAAAAAAAAAACUAUGUGGUUUAUUGGUGUUGAAGUAGAGCAAGAGACCAGUGCACCCCCUCCUAAAAAAAAUCCUGGAUCCACCCCUGUUAUAAGCCCUCGGCUUAUAAUGUACAUCCUUGUAAGGGGUUUAGGAGGGCUUAUAAAUGGAGAGGCUUAUUUCCGAGGGACUUAUAACUUGAACAGAAAAAGCACUUUGAAACAAGCUAUAGCAUUGCUGAUCGAAAUACAUUUUACAUUUACUGGUCUUUAAUUAAGCUUCAAAAUGUCAUGAUAUAACAAAUUCAUUUCAAUCUAAGCAAGAUACGGGCUUGCAUCCAGGUUGGAUGGGGAGAGGUUUCAUUUGAAUGGUCACACCUCAGGAAUUGAUUCAUAGACUCAAACAUUAAAACUACAUACUAAAUAUCAUGGUAAUGUGGGGAAGCUUUCCUCAAGACUUUUAGUGGUUUCAUUUCAAUGGUCAUACCACAGUAAUUGAUCCACAGACUUAAAAGUUAGAACUACCUAAUAAAGAAAUGAAAUAAAGCCAAUGUUGGGCUUGACAUUUUAAAAACUGAUCAAAAAAAAAUAUUUAAGAAUUAUUUCAAGACUUGUUUUCAAAAUUGGUAAACAACAUUGAAAGGAAGGAAGGGAGGUACCAGGGUUAUGCAACCCACAUUAGGUGCCCUGGAUUAUGGUUUCAAAAUUUUAUUUUAAGAAAGAAUAUAUAUCAGACCAAGCAUAUUUAUUGAAAUUUCGUUUGUAAGACACUUAUUCUAAUUAUUAAAAAAUAAGAUAAUGUUCUUUGAGUAGUAGUGAGCUUAAUAAUCUUGACUGGUUUAUUCAAUAGAAAAACUAGCGCCUGACAAAGAGGCCAUAUUACGCAUAGAAAGCAACGAGUUUGUUCCUCAGUCCUUCAGUUCAUCUUCUACUUCUAGGGGACAACAGGUGAUGAUAUCAAAAUUGUGCUUCUAAAAUAUUGAAAUGUGGCCUCUGUGACUAUGGGGGUGGUGGUGGUGGUGGAGAUGGGGGACAGGGGGGUGGGGGGGCUUCUCUAUUGUACAUGUAUCUGCAAAUACAGUGGAAUCCCAUCAAUACAGUCACCAAUGGGCCAAAAAAAAUUGGCCAUAUUAAUAGGGUGACUGUAUUAAAGAGGGUUUUUUACAUGAAAAUGUAUGGUGGUUUUGCUGGGUGGCCAAAAAAAGUGGCCAUAAUAACGACAUAGCUGUAUUACUGAGGUGGCCAUAAGGUGGGGUUUCACUGUAGGUAUUUGUGAUCCCAAAAGGUGUGGUCUUUACCCCCUUUAGCCUGAAAUUGGGUGCAGAUUUUAGACCUUUGAAUAUGAAUUAGUAUGGAUUAUUUUAAGGUUUUGUGUUUUCUGAAACCAGGGUGUAGAAUUAGGUAUGUUUUACAGGUCUGAAAUAACCAAGGGUCAGCUGAAGGGUUUCACAAAUAAUAUACUCCUUAUCUGUCUAUUCAUUGGCCAACAGCCUACAGCUAACUUUGAAAAUCAGUGCAACCUACAGAUAAGUUGGUUAUGUGCUAGCAGACUAGUGACUAAUCUGUAGGUUGUGCACUCAAUUCGUGAUUUCCAAGAGCAAUGUCAAACUGUGUUCCAUUUGAUGCUGUGUUUGUCCUUAUUUUCUUUAAAAUAAUGUAUAAUCAUACAAUUUAGUAUAAAAUUCGGUUUUUGUGAUAUCCACAAUAAUCAAGGUCUCGGUAAGUGUUAUCAGCCUCUGCCUUUGGCUUGGCUGAUAAUUCAACCUUGAUUAUUCGGGAUAUCACAAAAACCUCAUCCAAUAAUAAAUUAUUGUUUAUGACAUCUGUGAGGCAUCUCAAACUUCUCAAAGUAAAAAAUCGUGUUUUUUUAAAAUUUUUAUGUGUCAGAGUGGUGCUAAGAACAUAGAUGGAAGUCAUGAGGAGGCCAUGUUUGGAGUUGGUGGAUCAAUACCUGACACUGCUGGUCAAACUACAGCGCCUGAAGUGAAGAUAACAUCACAGCCAGUUGUAUCACAGUCAGUAGACAAGGAGGGACUGUUUGCCUCAUGGGUAAGUCUAGUGUAUAUACUGUAAUUGCUUGCCAUAGUGUAGCUGGUGGUCUUGUCAGGGAGGGGCAAUGGUGAGAAACCAUUUAUUUGCACCCUUACCCGGCAAGACCACCAGCUAUGAAGGCUACUCAAAAUAGCAACCGGUGGCUUGGUUUAUUUUUUAACUGAGAAGAGGUCGCUGAUUCAAAGAGGGUCACUUAUUUGUUCCUCAGAACUUCAGCCUCAAGAUGACAUUGUCUUUGUUUCAAAUGAUCAGAACCUAAAUCAUUAUUAAAACUGGAAAAACUUGAAGGUUUUUUUUUGCUAGAAGCCCUCAUUUAUGUGUAAUGAGAGUCGGUGAAACCCCGUUAAUACAGCCACUGAAGGAGCCAUAAGAAGGGUCAGUAUUAACAGGGUGUCUGUAUUGUGCUGGUCAUGGUAUUAAGAUAAAAAAUACAACUUUUAUUAGAACCAAAUAAUAAAAAAUAAAAGUGGACAAAUAGAGUCGAAAAAGAUUAAACGUUUUUUGAGUGUUUCCGUGGAUUUAAACCGUGGAAUGACGGCUUUGUGAAAUGGUUCUAACUUUUUUGAGUCUGUGGAUAAAAUCCAAGUGUGACCAUUCAAAUGAAAGCUGCCGAGCUGUACUCUCCUGUGGUACUGUUUAUUAUGCUGUGCAAGAUGGUUCUAACUACUGAGGUUGUGGAUGAAAUCUUAAGUGUGACAUUCAAAUGAAAGCUGCUGAGCAGUACUUUCCUGUGGUACUAUUUAUUAUGCUGCAUAAGGGUGUUGUAAAUUUAAUCUGAAAUGUGUUUGAAAUCUUUAUUUGUGACCAUUCAAAUGAAAGCUACUGAGCAGUUUUACCAUGUGCGUCUAAUUUUGUUUAUCACGAGAAGAUGUUGAAAAAGUUUCCAAUUAUUCUCUUUGUUUAUAUCAUUUCAGCUUCAUGAAGAUGAAGAAACUAAGACAGCUCGCUGGAUAACCAAGUUAAAAAAGAUGCGACAGGAACUCUUGGCAGCCUCAUGACUGAUAUUGUGUAUACUGUAAACAGUUCACUUAUUUAUAUUAUACCUAAAAAGUAACACUAUUUUCU
This is a messenger RNA of Porites evermanni, 7777 nucleotides long. The record is from the annotation of a GenBank genome assembly. Lineage: Eukaryota; Metazoa; Cnidaria; Anthozoa; Scleractinia; Poritidae.